AUGUUGAAGGCUGUAGCACAGUCAGCGAGCAAACGAAAACACUUUGUCGAAUUUGCAAUUGCAUUUCUUCGCAAACAUAAUUUUGAUGGAAUUGAUUUGGAUUGGGAAUAUCCCAUCGGGGUUGCCUCAGAUCACGCCACUCUUGUCAAGGAGUUAAAAGAGGCAUUCGUGAACGAAGCAGUGAGAUCCGGAAGGGAAAGACUUCUUCAAACAGCUGCUGUUUCGGCUGGAAAAGAUACAAUUGAUGCAUCUUACGAUAUUCCUUCACUGAAAAGGUAA
This is a messenger RNA of Gongylonema pulchrum, 279 nucleotides long. Lineage: Eukaryota; Metazoa; Nematoda; Chromadorea; Rhabditida; Gongylonematidae. The record is from the annotation of a GenBank genome assembly.